AUGGCCGGUGGCAGUCCAGCAGCCAAGAAGGUAGUGGUGUACCGGAAUGGGGACCCCUUCUCCCCAGGCCGCCAGCUGGUGGUGACUCAACGCCGCUUCCCCACCCUGGAGACCUUCCUCUGUGAGGUGACAUCGGCUGUGCGGGCCCCAGUGGCUGUGCGUGCUCUCUACACCCCUUGUCAUGGCCACCCUGUCACCGACCUGGCAGACCUGCAGAACGGAGGGCUGUAUGUGGCUGCUGGUUUCGAACAUUUCCACAAGCUCCCCUAUUUACCCCCUGGAGGGAAGGAUCCAGGUGGGAAGAGCAGCAGACUGGCAGGUCUUCCCAUGACUCAGGAGCUGUGUGAUGGGGCCCUUGGACGGCAGCUACCUGCAGGUUCCCCCUGCUACAUCCAUGUGUUCAGGAAUGGGGACCUGUUAAGUCCUCCGUUCAGCCUGAAGCUGUCCCAGGCCGCCAGCAAGGACUGGGAAGCAGUGUUGAAGCUCCUGACAGAGAAGGUGAAAUUACAGACCGGGGUUGUGCGCAAGCUCUACACCCUGGAUGGGCUCCCACUGUCAGCAAGGGAGGCUCUGGUGAGCGGCCAUUACUAUGUGGCCGUUGGAGAGGAUGAGUUCAAGGCCCUCCCCUAUCUGGAGCUGCUGGUGCCCAGUCCCUCGCUGCCCAGGGGCUGCUGGCAUCCCCCAGGUCCAAAGUCCAGGUCCCACAAGCAGGUGGUAGCGUUCCCCCUGCAGGGCCACAGGGCACAGGCAAGCCAGUCCUCUCCAGACGGAGCCAGACAAAUGGCGCCAUCCGCUUUCUGUGCCAGACCCCAGCGAGCUACUGACCCAAGAGGCAUGCGCCCCACGCUCUCAUUUCCACCAGGAACCAAGGGAGUGUAUGGGGCUCCCCACCCAAGGAAGGAGACGGCAGGGGCCCAGGAAGUAGCAGAUGAUGAAGACACCCAGACAGAAGAGCCCUGGGAUCAGCCGACAGCACAGAUAGUGGAAGAGGCCCUGUUCCUGGAAAAACAGCCUGAGGCUGGGGCAGCUAUCUCAGCCUGA
This is a messenger RNA of Budorcas taxicolor (takin), 1041 nucleotides long. It is a transcript of the gene DCDC2B, whose product is annotated as doublecortin domain containing 2B. The transcript is spliced from 9 exons. Gene Ontology annotation, biological process: intracellular signal transduction. Gene Ontology annotation, cellular component: microtubule; microtubule organizing center. NCBI's taxonomy places the organism in Eukaryota, Metazoa, Chordata, Mammalia, Artiodactyla, Bovidae. Bases 1 to 1041 code for a protein of 346 amino acids. The record is from RefSeq and is a predicted model, not a curated record.